UCACAUUAUGGGCGGGGUCGACAGCGUGGGUUCAAAUACGCGGGCGGAGUCAAGCUGGUUCAAAAACAGAUUCUGGACUCUGAAGUAGUUGUUGACGAGCUUUUCGUCUCUUACAUCCUCCGAAGACAUGGAGGAAUGAUUUUGUGCAUAUUUAUGCAGUGGACGCCAAUGACAGAAGCUGUGUUUCCUUUUGCAAAGGCAUUACUUCAAUUGGAAAAGUUUUCAAAUCAGCCAUGAAACCUCCUGGUGAAGAAGAGAGUCAGCGUCUGGGCACUUUGCUGCUCAACACCCUGGCGAGAGAAAUGCGUCUUUGGAGGGCUCCUGUCCUGAAGAACGGUUGCAUUCAGGGUUCAGAUAUCAGCCCUCCUCAGUACCAUGAGGUGAUUGUGUGGUUGCGAGAAAUGAGCAGCACAUUCAAGUUUUCCUCGGAGACGUUUGCUUUGGGAGUCUGUGUUCUCAACAGCCUGCUUGCAACAGUCAAAACUCGGUUGAAAUAUCUCAAAUGCAUGGCCAUCACGUCUCUGAUCCUCGCUGCAAAAAUCAAUGAGGAGAAUGAGGUGAUUGCAUCGGUUAAAGACUUGCUGGAGCAAAGCAGAUGCAAAUUCUCAACAGCUGAGAUUCUUCGCAUGGAGCGAGUCAUAUUAAACAAGCUGCACUGGGACCUUUACAUCGCUACGCCCAUGGAUUUCAUUCACAUCUUCCAUGGCCUGUUGAUGUCCAGGCAUCCCCAGCUGGUGUGGGCCGGCUCUCAGAACAGGCCCUGCCUCCAGGCAUCGUUGUGGACCAGGCAGGUGCAGCACUGUAUGGCCUGCCACCAGCUCUGGCAGUUCAAGGGCUCCAUAUUGGCUUUGGCCAUCAUCACUUUGGAGUUGGAGAGACUGACGCCUGAUUGGUUCUCUGUUUUUACCGACCUGCUGAGGAAAGCACAGAUCGAAAGCACAGAGUUCAUCUGCUGUAAGGAGAUGGUGGACGAGUACCUGACCAGCCUCCAGCUCUCCUUACCCACAAACGCCGUGUACAUUUUAGAUGCCACCAGCAUGCUGGCGUUCAGAGGACAUGACAUGCAGGAUGGGGAUGAUGGAGACGGGAACACAAAGACCGCCGUCCGGACCAAACAAGCACAGAAAGCGGACGGGGACCAAGACAUGGAUGACUUCUAUGAUGGUCUCUGGUGCCUUUAUAAUGAGGAAACGCCAAUGAAAACAGGAAGACAUGGACUGGAGGAUAUGACCUCGCCCUGUCCUCCUCUACAGCCCUCCUCCAGUCAAUAAGCUAACGUGAUUCUGUGAUAAUUGGAAGCGGAUCAACGACGCCCAAUGCACUUUUCUGUUCCUUUUAUGAAACCUUUAUGCAGCACUUUGAUCAUAUUUGAGAUUUCUUUACAUUCUUUUAUUUUUGUACUUUGUUUUAUAUUUGUGUAUCUUCAGAAGUAGAAUUGCGGUGCUUAAACGGAAAUCUUUUUGUUGGCCAAUUGGUUAUUCCGUAAUGAAGUUGUGCUUUAUGGUAUUUAUGUCGAUAUUGAGAAAAGGUUUUUGGCAUUUCAUAUUUUUCAAAGAAUCCCUUGCAGGAUUAAUGUGAAGAGGAAAAAACAUUCUACUCAGAUGUUAGGUUUUUUUCUUUCUCUCGUUUUUAUCUAAAAACACCUCCUCCCAACCCUUUUAAAGGCAGCUACAGAUACCAAAUUCCUGUUCCUCUUAAAUGAAACAAGGAAAUUUUCUUUUCUAAAUGGGACUCUACAACUUAUUUUGUAAAAACAGCAGCUUUUUAUGUUGCUUGGAAAACGGUGUCCUAUGCAAUAAAAAACAGAUUUACACUA
Ctenopharyngodon idella (grass carp) is the source of this 1816-nucleotide messenger RNA. RefSeq names its product cyclin I family, member 2 (gene ccni2). Gene Ontology annotation, biological process: regulation of cyclin-dependent protein serine/threonine kinase activity; mitotic cell cycle phase transition. The record is from RefSeq and is a predicted model, not a curated record. NCBI's taxonomy places the organism in Eukaryota, Metazoa, Chordata, Actinopteri, Cypriniformes, Xenocyprididae. Gene Ontology annotation, molecular function: cyclin-dependent protein serine/threonine kinase regulator activity. Bases 234 to 1271 code for a protein of 345 amino acids. Gene Ontology annotation, cellular component: nucleus; cyclin-dependent protein kinase holoenzyme complex; cytoplasm. The transcript has 8 exons.